AGACAGCCUCAUAAUUGUGUGCCACAUCAUUAUCAUGGGAUAAUGCCCACUGUGGUGAACAGUGAGUGGCCCUUCUUCCUCUCAAUACCCCUCUCUCCCUCUUGUGGGUAGCGUUGUGCGUCUUUUCCUCAGCAGCAACCGGAGAGCGGCUGCUCGCCUGCUCCUCCUCCUAGGGAAAGGACAGCGGCGGCGGCGGCGGCGGCGAGAAGUUGGGCCUGAAGCCCGGACGCUUUCUCCCGAGAUACCGCAAUACUGCUAGAGCACUGUGUAAGGAAAUCUCUCUCUCUCUCUCUCUCCCUCUCUGGUUUAGAUCUCUAGCCACAGAACGUGUGCUAAGUUAGCUAGCGCGGAGGGCUUUCACUUGCUCCAAUCGUGGCCAUUUGGGAAAAAGGUUCUGGCAACUGCUCAGGUACCCGCUGUGGUCUCUGUUCACCUAAUUUCGUGCAAAGUUUGUGCAUUCGGCCGGUGUCGAUGCCGACAAAAUCUAGGUGCCCCCAAAACGAUGCGAGUGCUCAAUACUCUAGAUUUGAAGGUCGUGUGGUGCGACCUCUUUGCUGGAAUGGUGUGAGAUUUGUGCAUCUCAACAGCUUUUUGCUGUUCCGUGCGAUUUCCUUUUUUUUUGUAGCUAAAGAUUUUGAAAUAAAGGAGGUCAGUUGGCCAGAUAUUCUUAGUGGUAGAUGAUGCCAAAACACGAGUUGGGUUUGUGUAUAUCUGGAACUAUUCUAUUUGCCAUUUGAAGCGCAGGCCUGGUGCGUGGUGGAAGCUAUUUUACUGAGUCACAGGUCGCUGGUUUAAAGCAGCCUCUUGGAUCUGCCUUUCUAUUCUAUUUGCCUUUAAUUUCUUGUUUCAUGUGAGGGAAUGAAGCUCCUUCUUCGGCUCAGGAUGGUAGAGAACUAUGCGUGCUAUGCUUAAGUCAUGUUACAUGUUAAUUUUUUCCAUUGCCUGCUAUUGUUAGCAGUUGCCAACUUGGCAGUGCUGAUUUUAUUUGGACCAACCUCAUGAUGUUAUUCAUAGAGAACAGCUAGACUUCACAAUGGCGCUACAAGCAGAUAGUUCAUAAAGAGAAUAAAAUCGCAGCAAACCAUGUUCCUGCUCGCAGCAACAUAUUUGGAAGCAUGUUGUCACAAAGCACAUGAAUUCGACUUUUGACCCUGCAUCUUAUGGGAAGUGAUGAACCUCUGGAGCUCUUGUGUGUGCUCCUUGGAUAUUGAAUUCUCUUAUCCAAAUUUUGGUGUUGUAAUAAUGUAUGCAUCAGUACUUUUGCUGAAUAUGAAUUGCUUUGUCUUUACAGCACUAAUGUUUGCUUAUGACAAUGGAGUCACCUACAACUGCCGCUGGUGGUGAACUGGAGAGCUACUUCUCCUUGGGUUUGACAGUAUCCCACUCACAGAAAGAUAAUGCUGAAUUUCCAAAGGUUCUGUUGCUUCUCUCAGCGUAUCUUGACAAGACAGUUCAGCAGAAUGAAGAGUUACUAGACUCCAGUAAAAUAAAGGAGUCGACCACUAUCUUUCAUGGUCAGAGGGUGCCUGAACUUAGUAUAAAGCUGUAUGCAGAGCGUAUUUUCAAGUAUGCAAAGUGCAGCCCAUCUUGCUUUGUGCUAGCACUUAUCUACAUGGAGAGAUAUCUACAACAACCAAACAUUUACAUGACGUCAUUUAGUGUUCAUCGCCUGCUUAUUACAAGUGUUGUUGUUGCUGCCAAAUUCAUAGAUGAUGCGUUUUUCAAUAAUGCAUACUACGGGAGAGUUGGAGGAAUUAGCACAAGAGAGAUGAAUAUGCUUGAACUGGAUUUAUUGUUCGGUCUGGACUUCAGGCUCAAAGUGGAUAUAGAGACUUUCGAAAGCUACUGCUUACAGUUGGAGGAAGCACUGGUUCUUGUUUUGGAGAGACCAAUUCAGGUCCAAGAGGCCAACGUAACUAAACACUUGAUUUGUAACAGCAGCGCCGAUGAGACUUGCAAACACGAGCUCGGGCUUGAAAGGUACAGCAGUCAGGCUGUCCAAGGGUGUAGUUGGUAAAUGUGAUUGGGCAGAUAGUUUUGAAAAAAGUGUAUGGGUCCGAGUAUUGGUAAUUCUUUUAUUUGACAUUUAAGUUGUUCAGUUGGCCUUGUUUAGUAGGGCCGUUAUUCUACUUCUCUACAACACUAGUGCUUGUGAGCCACGCCGUUCAGUUUUUUUGCGGAGUGAGUUUGAAAACAUUACUGGAGUCCGGCCACGUUCAAGUAUCAUUUCAUUAAUUAUAUUUUUACUA
This is a messenger RNA of Zea mays, 2249 nucleotides long. RefSeq lists its product as uncharacterized. Lineage: Eukaryota; Viridiplantae; Streptophyta; Magnoliopsida; Poales; Poaceae. The transcript has 2 exons. The coding region runs from base 1307 to 2017 and encodes 236 amino acids. The record is from RefSeq and is a predicted model, not a curated record. Gene Ontology annotation, biological process: regulation of cyclin-dependent protein serine/threonine kinase activity. Gene Ontology annotation, molecular function: protein kinase binding.